This is a messenger RNA of Cajanus cajan (pigeon pea), 1467 nucleotides long. Lineage: Eukaryota; Viridiplantae; Streptophyta; Magnoliopsida; Fabales; Fabaceae. The record is from RefSeq and is a predicted model, not a curated record.
UGAACCCAAUAAUCUACCUUUGUUCUUUCCUUGCAUUUGAAAGUUGUAAAAAUGAUAUUGUCGAGAGUGUGGUUAGUGGUGACGUUAGCAAAGGCCAUGAUAUUCUCUGGGACUUGUCCAGAGCCAUAGUUUAUGCCAUAAUGGACAAGGGUAAGAAAACAGUUCCAAUGAAAUGUGGUGAAAGAAGUGAUUGUCUGCAACUAAAAGAUCCUGACAUGUUAAAGGACUUAUAUGAGCUUAAAAGAUGAUUGACACGGACUAUGCUUUUUAGCAAAAACAAGGUAUCCUUCCAGAUUAUCCGAUGCUGGAUUCGUUGAGGAGGAUGUCCUUCUCAGGGAGAAUUGUGAGAUUCUAGUGCCCGCUUUCACAGUUGUACGUGAUAGAGAUUCAAAGCUUAGAAGACACACUGACAGAUGCAAUGGGUGCUCCUGUUCCCUUCGAACAUAAAUUCAUUUGCAGUAUCAGUCACGAUGGUGACGUUACGAGGAACACAAUUUCAGGACAAGCACACUGUGGCAUGGUUGCUGCAGCUGAUUGGAUUGAACAGCAUUGCACUUCUAUACUACUUCGUGCUCUUCGUGAUUACCCCGACUAUAAAGUCAAGGUUAAGAUUAAGCACAAAGCAUUGCUAAAUGCUGCUCAUAGAGCUAUAACUGCCAUUGAAUCUCACUUACCACUUGUAUCUGGUGCUAAAGCAAUUGCAAAUCAUGCAGUAACCAGUGGCGCCAAGUGAUGAAUCUGACUAUGAUGGUGACGCAUUUGAUGAAGAGGAUGAACAAGUCAUAUCUGGAGAAGAGUUGCAUGUUGAAGCUAUUGGACAAGCUUGAAUUGGAGAGUCAAGAUAUUACACUUAACAUGAAUGUUCAGGAAAAAAAAGAAGCCACAACCAAAGAAAUCACAGAAGAGAAUCGUGUUGUUCAUAAUGAAGAAAAAGAAUGUGCAAUUUCAACGUUAGACAACUCCGGGCAAGAUUAGGCAUAUUGUCCCUUCACGUUCAUUUGGAAAUUUAAGUUCAAACCACAAUGGUCCAGAUGAGAAACGUCUCUACUUAUUUGAAACGCCUAAACAAUUAUAUGGGAAACUUAGACUUUUAAAAGGGGUGAUAUUUGAUCAUAUGACAAACAAGUAUAAAAAGAUGUUGCAUCAAUUGAUCGAUCAAUUAGAAAACAAACACUACCAAUACGGUGGAUGAUGAGAUGAAGAACAACAAAUGGACAAGAUAUUAAUUAGGUACUAAUAAUUGGCUCGUGGAUAUGUAGAAUUAAAAUUAGUUUUUUUUUAUAAUAUUUUUAUUGUCAUGUUUUUUGUGUGUAUCAGAAGUGUAAUUGUUGUUAAAAAUAUGCUUUAAUUCGUGGCUGAAGUGGAUAGCUUAAUUUUCAGCCAUUUGUUAUUUUUGCUUAGUGGAAUUCAAUGUAUUAUCCGCAUGUUUAAUCUAUAUAUAUAAUUUGAUGGUAUAAUUUGUAGGUA